Molecule: messenger RNA, 2175 nt
Organism: Heterostelium album PN500
Lineage: Eukaryota; Evosea; Eumycetozoa; Acytosteliales; Acytosteliaceae
Exons: 6
Coding region: 1-2175 (724 amino acids)
Molecular function (GO): protein binding
Source: RefSeq, a predicted model, not a curated record
AUGAAUAAUCAAACAGAUAAAAUAGUAAAUCUACCACAUUUAAUAUUAAAUAAAAUAAUUACCUAUUUAAAAGAUAACAUUGAUAUCAUUUGCUUCAGUUUAGUUUGUAAGAGAUGGUACAAUGAUAGAGAAAAAUAUUUAGUAUUCAAAACCGAUCAUAUCACCCUAUUUGCACUUCAUAACACUGAUAUUAAACAAUGUGAUAAACAUUUCAACUUGCCAUCAUAUCAUAAUGUAUUUAUGAAAUCAAUUCAAUCAAAGAAUGAUUGUAUACUCGUUUUAAAUAAAAAAUUGUACCAAUACCGAAAUUACGAUUAUUUCUAUGACGAUGACUUGGAGUAUAUCUAUAGAUUAAUAUCGGAAUCACAAUCAGUAACAGUUUUGGGCGACUGCCAUACAUUGAAAUAUGGAUUACCAAAGUCAAUCAAAUCACUCAAGUUUGAUUAUGAUUUCGAUGAACCACUCGUUAAAGGAUCACUUCCCGGUUCAUUAGAGGUGUUAGAUUUAAUUGAACUAAUCGAUCAAGAGAUUCCACCAGGUGUUCUUCCAGAGAGUUUGCGCGAACUCUCUAUUGAACACUAUGCGUUUGAAAUUCAAGCUGGUGUACUUCCAAGUGGUUUGCGCAAACUUACUCUUUCCAACUCCCAAUGUGAUAUUCGACCAGGUAUACUUCCAAGUGGUUUGCAGAAUCUAUAUCUAGGAUGUCAUUAUGAAAUUCAACCCGGUGUACUUCCAGGUGGUUUGCGGAAAUUUUCUCUAUUCGACUAUCAACAUGAAAUUCAAGCAGGUGUCCUACCAUCAUCUCUAGAGAGUUUAUCUCUGAUCAGUUACCAAUUUCAACUCAAAGAAGAUUUACAAUAUUCCGAAUUAACUUGGGAAGAAAAUACUUGGGUGGAAUCGAAAUCCUAUUUUCCUAUUACAUGGUUACGAGCAAUAUCAUCACUUGCCAAUCUUCAAUCACUUUUCAUUAAUUUUCCCAAACACAAUCUACAGGAUAUCACUAUUUUCAAUGUCAACUACCUCCCACCAACCCUUGAAUCACUGGAUCUUCGACUAUAUGGAAAAGAGAGCAUAUUGAAAGGAACAAUGCCAACAUCAUUGAAAAACAUCUAUCUUGCUGGUUGUCAUUUUAAGUUCGAUGAGCUAUUCCCAGAAUCAUUGCAAUAUCACUUGGAAAUUUUCGAUUAUGAAAAAGACAGAAUUCUUCAAAUUCCGUCAAACAUAAAGAUAGAUAGUUUAUCUGUAACUGUUGGAUCACAAGAAUCUUCGAUAUCUCUUCCAUCUGGAAUUCGAUCAAUCAACUUAUAUAUGGAAUCAUCAGAUUUAAACGAGAAAGGAAUUGAUUUUGGUGUCGACGAUUCUGAUACCAAUCGACCAAGUUCAUUAAGAGAACUGCGUCUUCCAAAAUUCAUAGAGGCAACUCCUAAAUUUAAACUACCAAACACCAUCGAAUAUCUGGAUAUCGGUAAAAAUAAUCUCAAAAAUGUUUUACAUUUGAUACCAUCUACACUCAAUACACUUGUCUUUAGGAAACUAUCUAGAAUCAAUAUCAAUAUUAUAAAUUCUAUCAAACCAAUCACCAAUAUCAUUUAUAUAUUGAAUUCACAUCAAACACAAACCAUUAGAAAGUUGGAUGACAAUUACUAUUUAAUCUAUUCUGAAAAUGGAAGCGCGCCAAAAGCAAAAUUAAUUGCAAAAAUAUUUCAUCAAUCCAAACUUGAACAAAUCUUAAGAGAAAGUACAAAAGAAACAUUAAGAAUCAAUUUAUUUGAUUUGGAGAUCCAAAAACUUGGACAAAAGUUAAAAAAAUUGAAUUGGCAACAGUAUUUCGAGAAUAUGAUACCAUUUCCUAGGUUCCCAACUGUCUCCUACAAAACUAUUCCCCUACUAACUAAUCCUGAGAAUCUUAAUCAUGGUCCUCAAUUAAUAGUUCAUUGUAUUGGACAUCUUAAAGGAUUCAAAAUAGAUCUAGAUCGUAUUUUAGCAAUUCAGCGGCUGAGAUGGCCAUCAUUUGGACUCGCGGCUAUCAUUCUACCAACCAAGAACGAUACUACAGAUAUAAUGAAUGCUGCAACUAAUAAUUUAACAUUGGAAAAACUUGAUACGGAACUAGGUUUCAGUUCGACAGUUGGUUGGCUAUUCUUUACUCUGUUUUCUAAUACCUCUAUUUUCUAA